Messenger RNA from Megalops cyprinoides (Indo-Pacific tarpon), 2381 nucleotides. RefSeq names its product neprilysin-like. The record is from RefSeq and is a predicted model, not a curated record. The transcript has 23 exons. Gene Ontology annotation, biological process: protein processing; amyloid-beta clearance. Gene Ontology annotation, cellular component: plasma membrane. NCBI's taxonomy places the organism in Eukaryota, Metazoa, Chordata, Actinopteri, Elopiformes, Megalopidae. Gene Ontology annotation, molecular function: metalloendopeptidase activity. The coding region runs from base 32 to 2338 and encodes 768 amino acids.
AUGGAUUUGAUGACUGUCUGAUUGCUCGGUGAUGCCCAUUUACAUCAUCGACCGAAAAUUUCCAGAGACACCUGGUGAAUUGAUACAGGCUGCAACUGAAGGACAGACUAUGGCAGACAGCAACACUCCAAAGUCUGCCAAGAAGCUGCGAUGGACAUCUCUGGAGAUUGGACUAAUUACCAUAGUGUCUCUCCUUUUUAUCGUACUGGUGACUCUGAUUGUACUAUUCGCAACACAACGUGACAGGGGCAUUUGCACAACCGCAGACUGCACAAAGUCAGCAUCCCGCAUCAUCGAGAAUAUGGACCCCAGCAUUGAUCCGUGUGAUAAUUUCUACCAGUAUGCAUGCGGUGGCUGGCUGAAGAAGCACAUAAUCCCAGAGACCAGCUCCCGCUAUAGUACCUUCGACAUCCUGAGGGACGAGCUGGAAGUGGUGCUGAAAGAUGUGCUUGAGAGGCCAGACCCAGGCCACAGCAGCGCUCUGACCAAAGCCAAGACGCUCUACAAGUCUUGCAUAAAUGAAACUGUAAUUGAAAAAAGAGGUGGAACUCCUUUACUUCAGAUGCUGCCCGAUAUCUUUGAGUGGCCAGUGGCUGUGGAUGACUGGGAGGGGUCUGUUCAUGGCCAGUCUUGGACAGCAGAGGACUCCAUAGCAAAGAUGAAUGCGAAAUACAGAAACCAAGUCCUUGUUAGUUUUUUUAUUGGAACCGAUGACAAGGACUCCAAUUCCCACAUCAUUCAUUUUGACCAGCCUGGAUUAGGCCUCUCCUCACGGGAUUACUACACAUGCACAGGCCCCUAUGCAGAGGCAUGUCGUGCGUAUGAACAGUUCAUGGUUGAUGUGGCCAAGCUGAUCCGCACGGACCGGGACCUGAGCGUCAAUGAGACCCAGAUCAUCCAGGAGAUGGGGAGGGUGAUGGAGCUGGAAAAGGAGAUUGCGAACGCCACAGACAUACCUGAUGACAGAAACAACCCUGUUCUUCUGUACAACAAAAUGGCACUAAAUGUUUUAAAUGAAAACUACACCCUGCUGAUUGACUCAAAAGAAUUUAACUGGACCCGGUUCACUAACAACAUCAUGGAAACAGUUAACAUCACAGUGACUGAUGAAGAACAAGUGAUUGUGUAUGCACCAAACUAUUUCUUGAGGCUAAAUCCCGUCUUGGCAAAAUACAGCUCCAGAGAUUUACAGAACUACAUGGUCUGGAGAUAUGUGAUGAAUCUGGUGGUUGGUCUCAGCAGAGCAUACAAAGACACAAGAAGAGCCUUCCGCAAGGCCAUUUAUGGGACCACCUCAGAAGCCGCCGUGUGGCGCCAGUGCGCCAACUAUGUCAACAGCAACCUAGACAAUGCUGUGGGCAGGCUGUACGUAGAAGAGGCCUUUGCUGGGGAGAGCAAGGAAAUGAUGGAUGAAAUGAUUGCUGAGAUACGGGAAGUUUUUAUAAAAAAUCUGGAUGACCUCCACUGGAUGGAUGCAGAGACCAAGAAAGCUGCAGAAGAAAAGGCACGAGCAAUUCGUGAGAGAAUCGGUUACUCAGAGAACAUCAUGGACAAUACCUACCUGGACAAAGAAUACAAGGAUUUGAGCUACGAUGAGGAGAAGUACUUUGAGAACAUCCUAAAAAAUCUUGAAUUUGAACAGAAGAAACGUUUGAGGAAACUCAGACAAAAAGUGAACAAAGAGGAGUGGAUCACAGGAGCAGCUAUCGUGAAUGCCUUCUAUUCCUCCAGCAGAAACCAGAUAGUGUUUCCCGCUGGCAUCCUGCAGCCUCCAUUUUUUGGCAAGGGUCAAUCCAAGUCUCUCAACUAUGGUGGCAUUGGAAUGGUCAUAGGCCAUGAAAUAACUCAUGGUUUUGAUGACAAUGGGAGAAAUUUUGACAAGGAUGGAGAUCUGAAAGACUGGUGGACAGCUGGGUCUACUCAGAGAUUCCAAGAGCUCUCAAAGUGCAUGGUCUACCAGUAUGGCAACUUCUCCUGGGACCUGGCUGGUGGUCAAAAUCUCAGUGGAAAUAACACUUUAGGAGAGAACAUCGCUGACAAUGGGGGGAUACGCCAGUCAUAUCAAGCCUACCAGAAGUAUGUGAGUAAACAUGGUGAGGAAGCUCCUCUACCUGGAAUUAACCUCAACCACCCGCAGCUCUUCUUCCUGAACUUUGCCCAGGUUUGGUGUGGAACUCACAGACCUGAGCAUGCUGUGAACUCUAUCAAAACGGACGUCCACAGCCCAGGAAAGUUCAGGGUUUUGGGGUCCUUGCAGAAUUUCCCAGAGUUUGCCAAAGCAUUCAACUGUCGGAUGGACUCCUACAUGGUGCCUGAGAAGACAUGUAGAGUUUGGUGAUGAACCAUCAAAGACAGAGAAUAGAGGAGGGGCAUCCCUCUCU